UAUUCGCUUUUGCAGUUCAAGUAUCCAUCGGCUUCCACUCGUCAGUUCACUCUGCGACUGUUCCCUUGCACGAGACUUUUUAUUUAAACUUUUCAUCAUGUUCACCUGAUUGUCAAUUACACCAGUCGUGCUAUUUGGGGGCUAUUCAAUUAUUGUGCGUCUCUCAUUGCAUGACCGAGCGGUCGUCGACAUCCAACCGGAAGUUGCUGUGAUAUACUGAUAAAUAAAUUAUUUCUCCCAAGGAAAUUCACGUUCAUUUCUCCGGAAUUUGAAAAUGUACGGGAGAAAAAAUAUCGUGUCCCCGGGAUUCUACGAGAGGAUCGUGGAAAAAUCGAAGAAAAUUGAGCCCCUGAAAAUCGGUGUUGCUAAUUUUCAAAUGGAAGCCGAUCCUUUGACACCGGAGCUCGCGGAAAAAGCGAGAAAUGAACUGAGAGAAACUCCGGAGAUCGUGGAACAGGCACUUGCAGAGAUGAGGGAAUUGCUCAAAGGUGAACCUGAUCUCAACGUACCUGAUGACGAUCACUUUUUUUGCAAGUACUUGAGACCUGUAAAAUGGCAUGCCAAACCAGCUUUCGAACUUAUGAAGCGUUUUUAUCGGUACCAAGUCACUCAUCCUCGCAUCUGCAAUGAAUUGAUCCCGAAGAACGAUCGAGCUAUAUUUGAAUCUGGUGUAGUGACUCCAUUACCAGUGCGUGCAGAUGGCUGCCGAGUAAUUCUAAUUGAAAGUGGAAAACGGUGGAAACCGAAGGAAAUUGCACUCGAGCAAAUAUUCCGGGGUGUCAUGAUGUUCCUGGCAGCUGCCCUGAACGAGCCAAAGACUCAGGUCUGCGGGGUUCAGGUAAUUCUUGACAUGGAUGGUUUGUCCCUGAAUCACGUGACGUACUUCACCCCGAGUUUUGCAAGUGCUGUACUUGAAUGGGUCCAGAAAUGCUUGCCUGUUCGCCUCAAGGGCGUCCAUAUUAUAAAUCAGCCUUUUAUUUUCAACAUGGUCUUCGCCAUAUUUAAACCAUUUUUGCACGAAAAAUUACGGAAGCGAGUGCAUUUCCAUGGGACUAACAGGCCUGCCCUUUUAUCACAUAUAGAGGCAAAAGCACUGCCUCGUAGAUAUGGUGGAGAUUUAGAUAUACCAGCAGAUCCUAUCGGGGAACCUCUGUACAAAUAUCUGUGCCUCUGGGAGGAGGAGUUCACAGAGGAAAAUCGUCUGGGCUAUCCCAAGAAGAAAUAGAAUAAUUGGAGAUGUUGGAGAUCAUGGAUCACGUGGCUGGGCUGAAUUAUCAGUAAUGAAACAAUUGUUGAUCUUAAAAUUUCAAUUGAAGUCACAUUUUUAUUGAAAAAAAUUCCACCAGGUGUGAAUUCGGCCAAGGGCACUCAUUUAUUUCCACUGGAAUCUCCAUUUUUAUUAUUUCCAGUUCAACCUCAAUCGUAAAUUAUGUAUUCAUCCGAAUAAAACUGGAACAACCAGUUUUGCCUGGAGAUUUUCUCUCGCAGGUCAUUGAAUCCAUCGAUUCGUAAUUAUUCAGAUAUAAUCUCUCAUUGUUUUGUUUGAGAUUCUAUUACUAGAGAUAUAAAUAGGUGUUAAUGAUCGGAUGCAGGGAAUGAUUGUAUUAUUUUAAAUGAAGAAAAGGAAUUUUUAAUAAAAUUGUGUCUUUAUUA
This is a messenger RNA of Fopius arisanus, 1653 nucleotides long. RefSeq names its product alpha-tocopherol transfer protein. Bases 275 to 1225 code for a protein of 316 amino acids. The transcript has 7 exons. Gene Ontology annotation, molecular function: phosphatidylinositol bisphosphate binding. Lineage: Eukaryota; Metazoa; Arthropoda; Insecta; Hymenoptera; Braconidae. The record is from RefSeq and is a predicted model, not a curated record. Gene Ontology annotation, cellular component: membrane.